CAUGGCUGGUUCCUGGGUUUUCAUUCUGACCUUCUGCACCAUCAAUACAGUCCAAACUCGGAGGAAAUUUUCCCACUCUGUCACAAAACCAGAUGUUUAUCAGCUGGAUGAAGUACUCUGUGUGGAUAUCGGUGACUCGGUUACUCUACAGUGCUGUAUUUUUGGAAAAUAUGACGGGCCGAUUAUGUGGUACAAGCAACCAAACAGAAAACAGCCCCAGCUUAUGAGCAGAGUAUUUACAAGUACUGGAGAAACAUUUUUCAAUGAAUUCCAAAAUCUUCGUUUUCAAGUAAAAAGAUCUUCAAACCGCUCCAAUCUGACCAUUUCUAACAUCAUCCAGUCUGAUGAAGCCAUGUACUACUGUGCUACCCCAGUACCAUACAGUGUGUUUGGAAAUGGGACGUAUUUAAAAAUUAAAGGUGAACAUGUUACUAUUGAAUCAGAAACAUCUAAACCAGCUCUGUGUGAUAAUUCAGUGGGCCGUGAACCAACACUGCAUGGAAACAGCACUAACAUGAACACACAAGAGAAAACAGUGCUCGGUUUGGGAACGGCUUUGGGUUUGUGUGCACUUCUGAUUUUCUGUCUCAUUUAUUUCAUACUGAGGAGAAGAAAAUGGGAUAAAACAAAAGCAUCUAUAGAAUUUUCUCCCGGAGCGAUGCAGGAAUCUGAAGCAGAAACACUGAAUUAUGCAGCGUUGAAAUUCUCCAAGAGGAAAGCCGGAGUUGAAAAAAGGAAAGCUGGUUCAUCACAUGAGUGUGUGUACUCCGAAGUGAAAUCUAGCCGUAAUACAUAAAAUUAAUGAUUCAUAACAUGUCUUUCUAACAAUUCAUCUCAUCCCUUUAAUUUAAUUUAAUUCCACUGAAUUUAAUUUCCUGAUUACUACUACUGAAAACAGCUCCUGUUUUGCACUU
This is a messenger RNA of Neoarius graeffei (lesser salmon catfish), 914 nucleotides long. RefSeq lists its product as uncharacterized. The transcript has 6 exons. Gene Ontology annotation, biological process: response to bacterium. The record is from RefSeq and is a predicted model, not a curated record. NCBI's taxonomy places the organism in Eukaryota, Metazoa, Chordata, Actinopteri, Siluriformes, Ariidae. The coding region runs from base 2 to 796 and encodes 264 amino acids.